GAGAAACUUCGAGUACCGUUGGCCGAGACACACGAAGUCCUGAGCAUCACGGCAUGCCCUCAGAUGUUGGGGUGGCCGGUUCGGAGGACUCGAGUGUUCAGUGCUGGAGUGAACCGUAGCUCCAUGGUUUGGCUGGGUCCAACUGACCCAGAUGAGCUUCAGCGUCAUUUUGAGAGUUUCUUCAAAUGCACCAUGAAUGUCACCGCAGAUUGCUUCCUGGUGGCCAGUGAUUCAGAGAUCCAUGCGGAACAGCGGCGUUUGGCAAAGUUGCGUGGUCACUGUGUUUCUGCAGAUUCGAGUGCUGUUCUUAUGCCCAAACACCAAGUCUAUGCUCCGGGCCAGCUUCUGCGAUUUCAAGGGUAUGAUGAGAAGCGGCCGACAGGGUCGUCCACAUGGUUUGCAGAUUUGGAGCAGGCCCCUGGACGAGGGGCGAGCACACCGGGGGUUAUUUUACCUUCGAUGUUGACCCACGGGACCAUACAUGCAUGGACCCCUGACAGGGUCGUGACUUCUCCGGAACUGUUUUUGGGGCACGGAUUUAACUUCUAUCCGUCUGCAACUGAAUGCGAGUCCACGUGUGCAAUUGCUCCUUUCUUGCGCAAGCUCCCCGUGAAAGAUCAAAAGGUCUUUCUCGGGAACGGAUGGCAUUUGCCGACCAUGGCCACAUGGGUCUUCUACGUACUUUGUCACUGUUGCAAGAUCGACAGAGGCCAGGGUUUCAACAUCCAGGCCGAGAAAAAUUUUCUGCAGCGAGGUGGCACAAGCAUGCUCGAUGAUGAUGAAGAAGAGCAUGAAGAGGGCCAUGCUUCAGGCGUUCCUGAUGGUGCGAAGCCCCCGGCCUCAAAAGCUCCCUCAAAGCGCAAGAGGGAAGCGGGCUCCAGAGGUGUGAAGCAAGCGGAGGCAGGCAAGACAUGCUUUGUCAAGUCUUGUGAGGACGACAAGUUGGUGGGCAAAAAAUGGUGUUGCCGCCACAACCGCUUGUAUGACAACCUUUGGACCCAAGCCAAGAAAAGCAACGAGACAGCAGCUGUACAGCAGGCCAUGAGCACCCCAGAAGGUGCCGAUCAUGCGUUGAGUGACUUUGAGCGCGACAACCCGCCGCAUGCCAAGUAUGCGAGGAAAUCCAUCAUUCAGUGGGGACAGUUCAAGCGAGUCCAUGUGGUCUCGCAGUGCACCCGCACCCGCAACGGUUGCAAGCCGUACGAGUGGAAGCAAUGGUUGAAACGAUGCGAGCAGAAGAUGGGAUGGGCGGCAGCAGAUGCCAAAAGAUUGUGGAACCAGUACACGCAGGAGAUUGACAAAGACCAUGAGGGGUUGAACGGUGCCAUCAGAUUGUGGAUUCCCACCAUCGAAGCCACACACAACGACACCGACCGGUCGCGGACCUUCGCCUUUGAGGAUGAGAAGAAGCGAAAGCGGCUGGAGAAGUUGGCAAGAGGCCCGGCAUUCGAGGCACACAAGGCCACCAUGGUGCACAAGCUCAAGGAGAAGAUGAAAGGUUUGGACAACCUGAUGGCCACCGUCGGCGGGAAAAUCCAGGAGGCCCAUGCCGAGAUGGCCAACGACAAGCAGGAUGCCGUGAAGCUGUCGUACCUCAAAGCUAUGGAGGCCGGCACGGCCUUGUUGGAGGUUUGGAAGACGGAGGUCGAACUCCCGGCUUGCGAGGGCAAGCCUGAGGAGCUCAAGGACUUGCCCGAGGUUGUUGCUCGUGCCCAAACGGCUUUCUGCGACAAGUGCGAACUGCUCAAGGAUCUUGUUCAACCUGUGAACAGCAAGGCGACUUGCUUCACACGUGCUGCCCUGGGUUGGUUCCGUUCGAUCAGCGAGAAGACCACCUGCAUCUUUUUGCUGGAGCGCAUUGCGACGGAGAUGAAGGACCACGCAGCUGUGAUUGACCAGUUUGCCAGGGGGCUGCAAAAAGUUGCAACCGAUGCCAAGAACUUCCAGAGCCAGCAGAAGCGAAAGGCGCAGCAGGACGAGGCAAAGAAGAAGCGAGAAGAAGAAAAGAAAGCUGCUUCAGAGGCCACCGCUUUGGCCAAGGCGGCAGCAAAGAAAGUGAAGAGCGGUUCGAAAGGCGGACACGAGAUCUUCAGGGUUCCUGCCGACAAGUGGGGGCAGAUGACAGAGCUGUCAUCCUUGGAGAGCAUCGGAAAUCACAUUGACGAGCCCUGGGUCCUUCGAUCAAGCAGUGCUGUGGAGACUUGGAAGACCUUGGACGUGGUUGCCGUGCGACUGUCUGAGUUCGCCUCACUUUACAAGAAGGGUGCAGGCUUCAAGGCCGAGCAGCGUGCACAGGCAAUCAUUGCUGCCAAGCAGGGCAAGGAGGAAACAUCGUCCUUGUUCGCGAAGUUCAUUCCCUCCGACAAGAUGCUCGACAUCGAGGCCGUGCCAGGGGAAACGGACUUCAUGGCCAAUGUUUGGCACUUCGGUUAUGCUUUGGAAGCCGUAGAUUCGCCCAUGUCUGUGCCUGGUGCUGAAGAGUUCGGGCAAGAUGCAGAGAUGGCUUCGCAGCUCCCUCAAGCUGCAAUGGGUUCUCAGGCGGCUCAGGCCGCGCAGGCUGCAAAUGCUUCUGGGGGUGCGUCUCCUGGUGGUGCUACGCAAGCAGAGCAACAGCUAGUGAUGAUUUUGGCUUCGUUGCAGCAAAAUCAGCAAGCGAUUUUACAGAUGAUGAGAGAUCAGUCAGAUCAGCGUGCUCAGGCUCAGAGUUCUCUUGAGAGUCUGCGUGGGAAGGAUUUGACAAAGGUCCUGAAUGCCCCAAGUCCUUUUGAAGCAAAGACUAGAGACGAAGAAUUGGCUCGAUGGGCCAACUGGAGCUGGGGACUUGAGUCAUGGAUCAUCACUUUGGACCAUGGCUUUGCUGCGGGUAUUGAUUUGAUCAAGGCGCAAGGAAGCAACGAGAUCAAGAUGUCUUCUCUCAGCCUGAAGGAUCAAGAAAGGUCGCAGUUGAUGUUUGGUAUUCUUUCAGGCUUGUUGCAUGAGCGUGGGAAACGAUUGCUUCGAUCGAUUCCAGAUCGAAAUGGAUACGAAGCCUAUAGAUCUUUGCUUGUAGACCUCCUUCCUGGCAGCAGAUCUCGAAUGCUUGCAUUGCUACAGAUGAUUAAUCAAUGGCCAUCGUUUGAUCACAAACAAGGGUAUUCACAGCAGAUGAUGAAGCUUGAAGCGGCGUUCAACGAAUACGACUCCCAAAGCUCUACUCCUCUUAGUGAAGACAUCAAGAUUGCAUGCUUGCUGAGAUGUGUAACAGGGCAACUGAAACAACAUUUGAACGUUGCUGUGACAGAGAAAACAAGGUAUGCAGACCUUCGCUCCUUGGUUUUGCGUUGGGACAAUGCUCAAACACGCUGGGACACCGCAGUUGCAGCUACGUACUCGUUGGGGGAUGGUCGUGGUGCUGCAGGGUUCCAGCCGAUGGAUGUUGAUGCUAUUGGUGCUCUGUCGUACAAAGGAAAGAACAAAGGAAAGGAUCCCAAAGGAAAGAACAAGGGCAAGGAUUACAACAAAGGAAAAGGCAAGGAUGCCAAAGGCAAGCAUCAGCAGUAUCCCAAAGGCAAGGACCAAGGAAAGGGAUGGAACAAUCAACAGCAAAACAAAGGCAAGAACAAAGGCAAGGGGAACGUUAAGAACGACAGUGAAGUUUGCUUGUAUUGUGGGAAGAGAGGGCACUGGAAGAGAGAUUGCUACAAGUACAAGAGUGACAUGGCAAAGGGUAUCAAACAGGUUGCUUCUGGAGAUGAUGCGACUACAGUGAAUGAUUCAGCGUCCGUGGCAGCAUCUGCGUCCACAGUUGCGCCGAGUCACAGUGCCUCCAAUGCCCAAGCCCCUAGGCGAAUCCAGAUGAUUUCGAGAUUCGAUCACUCCGACCUCGACCUCACCGACCUCACGGAGAUCGAUGAUUAUGCAGAUGCAGAUGCAGACUCUGCUGAAGAGUGUGUGUUGGGGUUUGGAGGCGUUCUUCGUGCGGUUCAGGCUGCAGGUUGUCUUCAUGCUAGUGCAGAGUUCUUUGAUCUUGCAGUCGAUGAUGAUGAGAGCGGUUCCAGCAGUGAAGCCUGGAGCAUUACUUUGGAGUACAGUGCAUUCGACUUAGACAGCGAGUGUCUUUGUGCGAUCUGUGCUCGGAAGGAUGAUGCCUUCGAUGAUUUCAAGGCGGGGAGUGUCGAUGAGGCGCUUCCGACUUCAGUGCAUGAGAGUUCUUCAGCGCGUGUGAUUCCAAUGUCAGUGCAUGAGAGUUCGUCAGCGCAUGUGAUUCCAAUGUCAGUGCGUGAGAGUUCGUCAGCGCAUGUGAUUCCCACUUCAGUGCGUGAGAGUUCGUCAGCGCAUGAGAUUCCAGUGUCAGUGCAUGAGAGUUCGCACUCAGCGCAUGUGAUUUCCAGUACAAUGUCAGUGCAUGAGGGUUCUGCUCAGAGCGUUGGUGAUGCAGUUGCCGAUGCAGCAGUGCCAGUUAACAGCAACAAUCGUGCACAUGUGAUUCCGAUGUCAGCGCAGAGUUCGUCAGCGCAUGUGAUUCCGAUGUCAGUGCAGAGUUCGUCAGCGCAUGAGAUUCCGUUGUCAGUGCGUGCGGUAUCUAAGGCUCCCAAGACGCUGGACAUAAUCCUCGACUCUGGGGCCGACUGCAGUGCGUUGCCUAUGUGCUUCGGGCACGUGGGCGUUGAAGACUGUGAGGCCAUGAAGGGUUUGUACGUUGAUGCUCAAGGGAAUCCGCUUCGUACUGCUGGGGUUCGCAUUGCUGAAGUGCAGGUAGGCCAGCUUAGGUUCAAGGAGAGAUUCGUUAUUAGCGAUGUUACGAUGCCACUGAUCUCGUUGGGAAAGCUGUACAGGGCAGGAUGGUAUGUGUUACCCGAUGAUGGCGGGCUGAAGCUCACGAAUGGCAGACAAGGAGAGGCCGUUUGCUUCAAGAAGCAGUCGUGUGUCACUGGGCAGUGCACUUUCUUCUUUGCCCGUUGGGACUUGGAGUCGUUUGGGGCAUCGAUUGUUCGUGCUUAA
Molecule: messenger RNA, 4980 nt
Organism: Symbiodinium necroappetens
Lineage: Eukaryota; Dinophyceae; Suessiales; Symbiodiniaceae
Source: the annotation of a GenBank genome assembly